Messenger RNA from Stylophora pistillata, 1481 nucleotides. RefSeq names its product QRFP-like peptide receptor. NCBI's taxonomy places the organism in Eukaryota, Metazoa, Cnidaria, Anthozoa, Scleractinia, Pocilloporidae. The record is from RefSeq and is a predicted model, not a curated record.
AUGGGAAAUGGUUACUUUCGACAAACAACUUCGAGUGAUGAAUCUCCAACACUUCUUUUUAUCAUUAUAGAGGUAGUGAUCGUAAAGGUUCCCUUCAGAUUUAAUUUUAUAUGCGACAAAACAUCCGUUUCUGUUGUAUUGCGAAGUGGAACUGGAUUCGUCUUAAACUGUAAUAAUGCAACACAAGUCAGUCCAUACUGCUGCAAACCGUUUCAAAGCGACACGAACGCAGUCAAAGGAGUUAAAAUACUAUUUUAUUGUGUUCUUCUAUUGAUACCAAUUAUUGGAAACUCGUUGCUCAAUGCAAUCAUCAAGAUGAAUAUAAACGAAUACAGACUAUUACCUCAUCGCCAUCAUGGCUGUUUCAGACAUUAUUAUAACAGCACUGGUAGUUCCGCGACAGCUAAUAGAAAUAUUGCUUGGCCCACGAUCGUGGCUGGUAAGGGAAUUGCUGGGCUCCAUUCUUUCAAGAGACUAAAAGAACACACAAAAGUACUGAGGAACAUCAUUGAUGUACUAAUUGCUUUCAUGCUAUGCAUCAUUCCAAUCAAUGCAUAUGGUGUUAUGGUUUAUUUCGUCUGGGAGUGGAAAAUGCCCUGUGGGAUGAAAAACUUUGGUUUUGCUGUCCACUUUAUUCUAUAUGCAAACGCUUCUGUAAAUCCGUGGAUAUACUUUUCUUUAAACGAUGAAUAUCGCCGGUGUUUCGUGAACAUUUUAAAGAAACUUCGCAUCGUCGCAAAAGGGGCGGAGAUUACGAGAAGAUCAUCUCGAGCUAUCGCCGCGGCAUUAGAAAAGUUAAAUGUUUUUUCAUCUACUUACAUCUUGAGCAAUUAGCUUGUUUCUUCGUUCUUUUGGGCUUCUCUAGUUGAUUUUCUGCGAAUCUCUGCUGGCGGUCAACUAAACAAAUGUCAUAAUGUUCACAAUGAAUUAUUAGACUUUAUGUCUGGAGCAUAAUGCAUGAAAUGUAUAUUCAUUUGAUUCAUCUGUCAUAUUUUCCAUUUCUCUGCAUUAGUGCUUAAUCAUACAGAGGUGUCCAUAUAUAUUAUCAUUGCUUUUUUCCCAUACAUUAGCAUUUGUCUUUCAUAUCAUUUUAAGGGUAAUCGGUCAAGAACUAACUGUAGUGGACCUAUUCGCUUAAACUUUAACAAUUCAAACAAAUAACAGAAUAAUAAGUCACUAGACAUGAUUUCUCAAUAGUGCUUAGCUGUUGAAAUGCCUCUGUUACAAGAUUUUGACACAUGUUGCAUCUGCUUUUCAUAUCACCAAGAUAUUUUUCCAUAACGGAUUAAGUACGAGUGACGUAAAUACACUAGCAGCCUUUUCUGAGACAAAGCCGGUAAGAAUAAGAUUAGGAGUUGAAAAAGAUGAACGAUGCAAUCUCAUCAUUAUUCAGGUUAUCUUUUAAAUCCAAUCGUUAUGUGUUAUCUAUCUCUACCAAAUAAAUCAGGGAGUUAUAUUUUCUGGACCUAUAGUGGUUAUGG